GAACAAAUGUUAAGGAAAGGAUACAUCCUUUUAUAUGGAUUUUUAUGUUUCUGAUGAUUUCCUUAUGGUAGUUUUCCAGCAUAAAUAGCAUAACCAUUUUUACAAAUCUUGCUGCAUCUUGCCUGAUGACUUUUCAUGAAGUUUGUUACAGUUUAUGCUCUCAAUGUACAACUUAACAGCACAGUAUGAAAGUUCCUGUGAAAUCCUCCCCUCAUUGAGGUACCUGUAUGUAGGAUAGACCUUAGGAAGGGGUAGCUGGGUGUGACUGGAAGCUCUCAAUGGUGAACCUGCACCCUACACUCGCUUUUGCCCUGCUUUACGUUUUGUGAUGAAAACUGUGAAUAUGUUUUAAGGUAAUGUGGUACUAUGGCUUUACAGACUAUUUUUUUUUAAGUGUUUCUGUGUUUCUAUGCCAGAGACACUAACAGCUUCUGGCAUUGUGUGGGAAUAUUUUCUAGCUGGGAAAAAACAUGAGGAAUUUCAAUAUCAGGCCUAAAACCUUAUACAUGGUUUCCAGGACCUAACACACAGAGCCAGGGGAAAGGGCCCAAAUCUGGAAUCAGCUUGGGUUUGAAUUCUGGUUGAUCACCGCUGUGUGAUCUCAGACAUCUUGUCAGACUUGAAUCUCAGUUUUCUUACCUUUAAAAUAUGGAUAUGAAUAUAUCUCCUUGCAGAAUUUUCUGAAAAUAAGGGAAGAUAAUGUUUGUGUAGUGGUGUUUGGUAAAUGGUACCUUUUAUAAUAAUGUUUCAUUAAGUGACAUGGUUCCUGUGUUUGUGUCAGUAGGUUUUCAGAUUGGACUUGUGAGCCCUAGGGGCAGAUAUGCUCCAUGUUUUCACUCUGAGUUUGUCUCAGUUUAGAAUUAUAUGACUGGUGAGGUUGGAGUGUUGUGUAGAGGAGUGUUGUGGUGAGAGGAGAGUGUUGUGUAGAACAUUUUAAACAUGAGAUUUGGUUAAGUGAUGUUAUAUCAAGUCAGUGAUUGGAGUGGCCAUUUUUACUGCAUUAGCUUCUAUUUACUGAGGAUGUAUUUUUCCAGCCACUGGGGCAGCCCCAGUGGCUAGGCCCUUGGCCUCUAUCACUCAUUUAACCUUAGGCCAAACCCCUAGGCCAAACCUUUAAGCCUAAAUAUCUUCACUGCCAUCUCUGGGUGAGGAUAUUUAGGCUUAGAGGUUUAGAGAGCACUAGUCCUCCUCCCACCACCACUUAGUGUUGUCAGAUUUAACAAGUAAAAAUACAGGAAUAUUUCAUGGGACGUACUUAUACUGAAAAUUAUUUGUUGUUUCUCUGAAAUCCAAAUUUAACUGGCUGUCCUCUUUCAUCUGACAACCCUACCUAUGGGGCCAUGCAGUGAUUAAAGGAAAGGCUGACCCAAGGCCAUGCAGUGAUUAAAGGAAAAGGCUGGGGCUUAAAUCUUUCUCCAUCUUCCGUGGAAACCAUUGCUUUUACCUAUUACUUUAUGAUGUUUUCUUUAAGAGAUCAGAAGUAGAACUCAAGUGUGAAAGAUGAGGAAAAUGCUGUCAGAUGAGGUGUAAAGUCUUCACUGAUUGUAAAUUUAGAAGCUGAACUCAGUGAACUCAGAGAUACUGUUUUUAAUUUUUCACUUGAUUGGUGAAGGUAAUUCCAUGUUUGGUCUAAUGAUUAAAACUGGAGAAAGCUGAUGAGGGUCUAUAAGGUACCUACUGUAUGCCAAGUACUGUGCUAGAAUGAAUCUGGAAAAGGCCCAAACUUUCAAAUGAGGGUUUCAGUUAAGAAAUUAAAGAUUCUAAGGCUGUAGGGUUGUUGAGGUGACCCAUCAGAAGAAGCACCAUUGUCCCCAAAGUCUGUUGGCCUAGUUUUGGCAUUGUACAUAACCUUCUGUUGGGAGAAUACAGGGGAGUGAUUUCAGAGAUGUGGAUAUUCAUUCAGUGUCUCUGCCAACCUCAGGAUAGGUGUUUAAGUUUUAUGAUUCUUUUGAAUGGGCUGCAUAGGAGGUUAUUUGCUACUGCUGAAGAAUUGGAUGUCUAAUAAGAUGUAGAUAUUUCUAGGCUCUCAAAAAUCUGCGAGUGCUCCUUGGUGGUCAAACACCCACUUAUGGGCCAUGAUUGCUUUUUAAAAGCUUGCCCACCUGCCCUAUGAAGUUGCUAUGUGGUCUCCCUGGGUGAGUGGCUUGGCCCCCAAAGAUGCCCCAGAGCCACUCAGGAUAAACCCAUCAUGUGCUUGUGUGGUUGGGCUCCAUAUCCAAUCUUGCAUGCCAGCCUUUUCAGAGAGGGACCUGGGGCUUCAGGAGCAAGAGGUGAGAGGGUUGAAGAACUUAUUAUGAGCAAGACUCCCGGUGGGUAAAGUGAGCAAAUAAAAAGUUUUUUCCCUUCCAUUCUUGACCCCAGAUUGGAGUGGGCGGAUCUUUGGAAAGCCUUCUUUCCAAAGCUUCUUGGGAGUUGGAAGUACUUUGGUCCUCACCUCUUUUCAGGAUUGAUCAGGAGAUAAACCCAAGAUGCCUUUUGCUUUUUGGGCAUCUUUGGUUCUGAGCAGCCAAAGGAACUAGACAUUCAUUACUUGGUGUUACUACUUUUGUGUUAGAAAAACACCAUCACCAUUAUCUUUUUGUAUAAAAUUAUCUGGAAAUAUUAAAUAUUUGAAUUAUUUAGCAGGAAUGGGUAUUUCUGAGAUAUCUCACAUUUUGGGGUGCCAUCUUGUGUUCGGACUACUGAUUAAUUCAGAUUAAGCAAUGAAAUUCACUCCUUGUCUGUGUUGAUGUAAAGAAUUUCAAGACUAAUAAUAGUAAUAACAAUACGCAAUUGUGAUUCUAAGCACUUUAUGUUAAAUUAUUUAUUGCAAUAACAUUUUGAAGUAGAAACUAUUAUUAUGCCCACUGUACAAAUAAGGAAAUGGAGGAGCAGAUAAUUUAAGUAAAUUGCCCAAAGUCACACAGCUAGUUGGUGGCAGAGUCAGGCUUUGAACCUAGGCAGAUAGGCUUCUAAACUCUUAACAGUUAUUUUAUAUAGUCAUGUAUGUAUGUAUGUCAGAUUCAAUCUUGCAAGAAGGAUAUUCUCAUCAUGUAUUUAAUUGUGUGUGCCUAUAUAUACCUUUGAAAUCCAAGUUUCCAUAGAGUAUUUAAAAGUAAAUAGCGUGGUAUGCAAAUUGGGAAACAGGUGACUUGGACCUGGAGCUUAGCACCUUGGAAUCUAGAGGUGAGUUAGCAAUCUAGGCUGGAUGGCCCUGGUGGGAAUUGCCUAAAGGCAAUUAUAUGCAGAAUGGGAGAUCCUGGGAGUCCUGAGGGCCACAGGUGGGUGAGGGCCAACUGCAGCCGGGAAGAAGAAAAUGGCAAUAGGGUUGAUAUUAGAAAGGGAAUCCUGGAGUAAGAGAGUUAAUACUCAGGAUGAGAGGCUUAGUUAUAAUGCUUAAGUGCAAGACUACUGUGAAUUGCUUAUGAAAUAUAUCUGCUCAUGUGUCUGUCUACCUAUCUCUUCAAAGAAGUUUAAUAAAGUUGCAAAUAAUGCUUACAUAGACUUUAGGGAAAAUUGCACUAUAAUAAUAUGCUGGUUCAUUCACUAAAAACUGACUUUUUUUAGACUCAUUCAUACUAUUUACUUUGUCCACAUCCACAGGGAUGUGAUUUUUUUUUUUUUUUAAACCUGAGAAAUAGCUUUCACCUAGUAAGUGUUUUGAAACUGUAACCUCAUUCCUUCUAAGUUGGAAACAUUCCAGUCUUUUCUGUGAUCAUUGCUAUGUUUGCAUGCUUUGAAUAUGUGCUUAACCUGACUGUCACAAAAGUAGUCUAUAGGGCAGUCAUAGCUUAUUUCUUAAUGGAUUGUGUUUGCCUCCAAUGGACUGAUGUUUGCUUCCGAGAGUGUGUGUGUUUCUGUGUGUGCUUCUGAGUCUCUGUGUGUGCACGUUCAUUUUCUGUAUUCAGUCUGCGUCACUCCCACGGUAAUCACUGUUUCUCAAUGACCUGUGAAGUUGAAAGAUGCAUGAGUGUAAUGCAGUCCGGGACACAGAUGAUCAAACUGAAACGUGGAACCAAAGGGCUUGUUCGCCUCUUUUACCUGGAUGAGCACCGGACACGCCUUCGAUGGCGACCCUCUAGGAAGAGCGAGAAGGCGAAAAUACUUAUUGAUUCCAUUUACAAAGUGACUGAGGGUCGGCAGUCUGAAAUAUUCCACAGACAAGCUGAGGGGAACUUCGACCCCAGCUGCUGCUUCACCAUCUACCAUGGCAACCACAUGGAGUCCCUGGACCUCAUCACCUCCAACCCCGAGGAGGCCCGCACCUGGAUCACAGGCCUCAAGUACCUGAUGGCUGGUAUCAGUGAUGAAGACUCCCUUGCCAAAAGGCAGAGGACCCAUGACCAGUGGGUGAAGCAGACCUUUGAGGAAGCUGAUAAGAAUGGUGAUGGCUUGUUGAAUAUUGAAGAGAUACAUCAGCUGAUGCAUAAACUGAAUGUUAAUCUGCCUCGAAGAAAAGUCAGACAAAUGUUUCAGGAAGCUGACACAGAUGAGAAUCAAGGAACUUUGACAUUUGAAGAGUUCUGUGUUUUUUACAAAAUGAUGUCUUUGAGACGAGAUCUUUAUUUGUUGCUUUUGAGCUACAGUGACAAGAAAGAUCACCUAACUGUGGAAGAACUGGCUCAGUUUUUGAAGGUGGAGCAAAAGAUGAAUAAUGUGACAACGGACUAUUGUCUUGACAUCAUAAAGAAGUUUGAAGUUUCAGAAGAAAAUAAGUUGAAAAAUGUUCUUGGCAUAGAAGGCUUCACGAACUUCAUGCGUAGUCCUGCUUGUGACAUAUUUAACCCAUUGCACCAUGAAGUGUACCAAGACAUGGAUCAGCCACUCUGCAACUACUACAUUGCUUCCUCUCACAAUACAUACCUGACUGGGGACCAGCUCCUUUCUCAGUCCAAAGUGGAUAUGUAUGCAAGGGUGCUGCAAGAGGGCUGUCGCUGCGUGGAAGUUGACUGUUGGGAUGGCCCGGAUGGAGAGCCAGUAGUACACCAUGGCUACACUCUCACUUCAAAAAUUCUCUUCAGAGAUGUUGUGGAGACCAUUAACAAGCACGCCUUUGUGAAGAACGAGUUUCCAGUUAUAUUGUCUAUUGAGAAUCACUGCAGUAUCCAGCAGCAAAGGAAGAUUGCUCAGUACCUGAAAGGAAUAUUCCGAGACAAACUGGACCUGUCAUCUGUUGAUACAGGGGAGUGCAAGCAGCUUCCAAGCCCUCAAAGUUUGAAAGGCAAAAUCCUAGUGAAGGGUAAGAAGUUGCCUUAUCACCUUGGGGAUGAUGCAGAGGAAGGGGAAGUUUCCGAUGAGGACAGUGCAGAUGAAAUUGAAGAUGAGUGCAAAUUCAAGCUCCAUUAUAAUAAUGGGACUACUGAGCACCAGGUGGAAUCUUUCAUAAGGAAAAAACUGGAGUCACUGUUAAAAGAAUCUCAAAUUCGAGAUAAAGAAGACCCUGAUAGUUUCACAGUGAGGGCACUGCUGAAGGCCACGCAUGAAGGCUUAAACGCACACCUGAAGCAGAGUCCAGAUGUAAAGGAAAGUGGAAAGAAAUCACAUGGACGAUCCCUCAUGACCAACUUUGGAAAACAUAAGAAAACUACAAAAUCACGGUCUAAAUCUUAUAGUACUGAUGAUGAGGAAGAUACACAGCAGAAUCCUGGCAAGGAGGGUGGCCAGCUGUACAGACUGGGUCGCCGAAGGAAAACCAUGAAGCUCUGCCGAGAACUCUCUGAUUUGGUUGUGUACACAAACUCCGUGGCCGCCCAGGACAUUGUGGAUGACGGAACCACAGGAAAUGUGUUAUCAUUCAGUGAAACAAGAGCACAUCAGGUGGUUCAGCAAAAAUCAGAGCAGUUCAUGAUUUAUAAUCAAAAGCAACUCACAAGGAUUUACCCCUCUGCCUACCGAAUUGAUUCCAGUAACUUCAACCCUCUCCCCUACUGGAACGCAGGCUGUCAGCUAGUGGCAUUGAAUUAUCAAUCUGAAGGACGAAUGAUGCAGCUAAACCGAGCCAAAUUCAAGACAAAUGGCAAUUGUGGUUAUGUCCUCAAACCCCAGCAAAUGUGCAAAGGUACUUUCAACCCUUUCUCUGGUGAUCCUCUUCCUGCCAACCCUAAAAAGCAGCUUAUCCUAAAAGUUAUCAGUGGACAGCAACUCCCCAAACCUCCAGACUCCAUGUUUGGAGAUCGAGGCGAGAUCAUUGACCCUUUCGUUGAAGUUGAAAUUAUUGGAUUGCCAGUAGAUUGUUGUAAAGAUCAAACCCGUGUGGUGGAUGACAAUGGAUUUAACCCUGUGUGGGAAGAAACACUGACGUUUACAGUCCACAUGCCAGAAAUCGCUUUGGUUAGGUUCCUUGUGUGGGAUCAUGAUCCCAUUGGACGAGAUUUUGUUGGACAAAGAACCGUGACCUUCAGCAGCUUAGUGCCUGGUUACCGACAUGUCUAUUUGGAAGGACUGACAGAAGCAUCCAUAUUUGUACACAUAACCAUCAACGAAAUCUAUGGAAAGUGGAGCCCUUUAAUACUCAACCCCAGUUAUACUAUAUUGCACUUUCUAGGAGCUACAAAGAACAGACAACUCCAGGGUCUGAAGGGACUGUUCAAUAAGAAUCCUAGGCACAGUUCUUCAGAAAACAAUUCUCAUUAUGUACGGAAACGAUCAAUUGGAGAUAGAAUUCUGCGACGCACGGCCAGCGCCCCGGCCAAAGGAAGGAAAAAGAGCAAAAUGGGCUUCCAAGAAAUGGUGGAGAUAAAGGAUUCUGUGUCCGAGGCCACAAGAGAUCAAGAUGGCGUGCUGAGGAGGACCACACGCAGUUUGCAAGCACGCCCUGUCUCUAUGCCCAUUGACAGAAACCUUCUGGGAGCUUUGUCUCUGCCCUUAUCAGAAACAGCAAGAGACACUGAAGGAAAAGAAAACUCUCUGGCAGAGGAUAAAGAUGGCAGAAGGAAAGGGAAAGCAAGUAUUAAAGAUCCACAUUUUCUAAAUUUCAACAAAAAGUUAUCUUCCUCCUCCAGUGCUCUUCUUCACAAAGAUACCAGCCAAGAGGAUGCCAUUGUAUCUACUGCCCACAUGUCAGUCACAGGAGAACAGUUGGGCGUUUCAAGGCCUAAGGGUGGGAGAAUUGCAUCAAAUGCCACAAGUGAUUGCCAGGAAAAUCCCUGUCCCAAUAAUUCUCUCUCCCCAAGGCAGCAUUUGGCUUCUGAUCCUAUAGUUAACCCCACACAAGAUCCGCAUGGUGUGAAAAUCAAGGAAAAGGGGAAUGCCGAGGGCUUUGUGGAAGGGAAAAGCAUCUUGUCAGGAAGCAUCCUUUCUCAUAGCAACCUAGAAAUUAAGAACAUGGAAGGUAGUGGAGGCAAGGGCCGAGCUGCAACAUCCUUUUCUUUGUCAGAUGUCUCCGUGCUCUGCUCUGAUAAACCUGACCUACAUUCAACUGCAAUUCUGCAGGAGAGUGAAAUUUCCCAUCUUAUUGACAAUGUCACUUUAACAAAUGAGAAUGAGCCAGGCAGUUCCAUCUCAGCCCUGAUUGGCCAGUUUGAUGAGACCAACGAUCCAGCUAUCACAGUUGUGUCUCAUCUUCAAAAUACCAGUGUGAUGUCAGAACAUUGUCCCCUGCCUAGCCUGGGCCUAAAAAUGUCCAUCAAGCAUAGUUUUUCCAAGGGAAAAUCCACGUCUUCCUUCCUGUGCUCAUCUCCGGAGCUGAUAGCACUCUCGAGUCCUGAAACCACCAAACAUGCAACAUAUACAGUUUAUGAAGCUACCUGCUCUCCCAUCUCUAAAACCAAACCAGAUGAUGACCUUUCUAGUAAGGCCAAGAUAGGGGCCGUAGAAAGCAGCCUGCCUGGGUCGCCUAAUACUUCUCAUGGCUGGUUACCAAAAAGUCCUACCAAGGGAGAAGACCGGGAAACACUGAAGAGAUGCAGCCCAGCUUCUUACCCUGAUUUGACCCUGGAGGCUGAUCCCACUCUCUGUUUCAAUUCGGGGGAGAGCAGCCUUGUGGAAAUUGAUGGAGAAUCAGAAAAUCUUUCUCUAACAACUUGUGAAUAUAAAAGAGAGGGCACAAGUCAACUUGCUUCUCCUUUAAAACUCAAGUGCAGUCAGGAUGUGGUAGAACACUUGCAGAGAGGUUUGAGAAAUGGCUACUGUAAAGAGACCCUCCACCCUUCUGUCCCUGAAAUAGUCAACAAUAUUCAAGAUGUCAAAACUCAAAGUAUUUCUUAUCUAGCCUAUCAGGGUGCUGACUUUGUGCAUAACCAUCUCUCAAAUUCAGAUGCAAAAAUGUUCCAGACCUGUGUGCCCCAGCAGUCUAGUGCUCAAGAUAUGCAUGUCCCUGUACCCAAGCAAUUGGCACAUCUUCCUUUGCCUGCUCUGAAACUGCCCAGUCCUUGCAAAUCCAAAAGUCUAGGGGACUUAACAUCAGAGGACAUUGCCUGCAAUUUUGAGAGCAAGUACCAGUGUAUUAGUAAGAGUUUUGUUACAACCGGCAUUAGAGACAAGAAGGGCAUGACUGUGAAGACAAAAUCGUUAGAGCCUAUAGAUGCCCUGACGGAGCAGCUUCGGAAGCUUGUGUCCUUUGACCAGGAAGACAACUGCCAAGUGCUAUAUUCAAAGCAGGAUGCCAAUCAGCUCCCCCGGGCACUGGUCAGAAAGUUGUCAUCCAGAAGUCAGAGCAGAGUGCGCAAUAUUGCUAGUCGUGCCAAGGAGAAACAGGAAGCCAACAAGCAGAAAGUUCCAAACCCCAGCAAUGGGGGAGGAGUGGUUCUUAGACACAAACCCUCAGCACCCACCCCUGCGGUGAAUCGCCACUCCACCGGCUCCUACAUCGCAGGCUACCUGAGGAACACAAAAGGGGGUUGCCUUGAAAGCCGGGGCAUCCCAGAGGGGGCAUGCACAGCUCUUCGCUAUGGCUACGUUGACCAGUUUUGUUCAGAUAAUUCUGUUUUGCAGACUGAGCCAAGCAAUGAUGAUAAACCAGAAAUUUAUUUUCUUUUGAGACUGUGAAUUAUGUAAAACUGCAUUCUUAAGGUUUACGAGGUAUUCCGUAGAAUGUCAGAAUUUUCAGUUUUCCGUAAAUAAGUUCCUUGGCUUGGGAAUGAUUUUCAGAUGUAUUUUUAAACUUGUAUUUGGGUCUCCCUCUGACUUCAUGUGUUCUCCCUGUUAAUGUGUUUGUAUAUAGAUUUGGUAACAUUUCCCAUGUAUCUAUUAUGAUCUUUCUCCCUUGAGGUGUUGUAAACUAUAUCAGUAUGAAAUGUGUGCAUGCCCUAGAUGUGAAACUCCUCAGCAGCUCGGGUUAUAAUGUGUGUAUGUUUCACCAAGAUAUCCUUUACUGUGUCCUCAGAUUGCAGUCACAAAUGUAGUCAUUUUUACUCUCUAACUGUUGAGUUGAUUAAGAGACCUUGCAAACAACAAAGGGAUGAAUUCCUUACUUUAAUUUGUUAUCAUUUUUUCUGUGUUUCCCUCUUUGUUGAGAAGUCCAGAUGCAUUUUCUUUUUUGACAUGGAGUCUCAACUCUGUCGCCCAGCCUGGAGUGCAGUGGUGCAAUCUUGGCUCACUGCAACCUCCACCUCCCGGGUUCAAGCUAUUCUCCUGCCUCAGUCUCCCAAGCAGCUGGGAUCACAGGCACCUGCCACCACACCUGGCUAAUUUUUUGUAUUUUUUUUUUAGUAGAGACAAAUUUCACCAUGUUGGCCAGGCUGGUCUUGAAUUCCUGACCUCAUGACUCACCUGUCUCGGCCUCCCAAAGUCCUGGGAUUACAGGUGUGAGCCACCGCACCUGGCCUCCAGAUGCAUUUUUAUAACUCAGUUUUUAAAAACUUAAAAAUAGUUACCUGGCCUUUUAGGAUGUUCUCAUCCCACCCAUAAUGAGAGUUUAAAGGGGAUUGAUAGCCGCUCCCCAUGCCCUCCCCACUUUUUAGAAUAGGCUACGAGAGUAUGAGGAAGAAGGCCGUCUUUUGUACAUAAGGACAAAAUUGUUUGUUUUACAUAAAUUUUGUUACAUAUUUUUGCUAAUGGCUUUGUAUGUAACAAGAAGUCAGUUGCCAAACCACUUGUACUUUUGAAUUUCCUGAUUGAAUUAUAGACUGCAAACAAUGGCUUUCAGAAUGAAGGACUUCCAUCAGACUAAUGAUAAUAGUAGCACAAAUUGAAAACUUCCCCAAAGCUUUCAAAAAAUAUUUUCUCAUAAUAAAAUUCAAGUGAAUAGAUAAUUAGAAGAAACCUUUUUCCUUCAGGGAACGAAGCACUCUAUUUUAGUACUGACAUGCAUUAUUUUCACUGUGAAUUCAUUUUUAUUGCAUGUUCAGAUGCCCCUCUUUUUUUUUUUUGUAACAUUAACUGCAAUGAUGUUCUUCUUGGAAUUCACGAAAAUAUAAUUAAAACACAUUUUUAAACACUGGUGAACUUUUUUUAAAUUGAAAUUCCUAUGACUAUUGAAUAAAAGCACUCAGAGCACUGGGA
Callithrix jacchus (white-tufted-ear marmoset) is the source of this 10419-nucleotide messenger RNA. It is a transcript of the gene PLCH1, whose product is annotated as phospholipase C eta 1. Gene Ontology annotation, biological process: release of sequestered calcium ion into cytosol; phosphatidylinositol-mediated signaling; phosphatidylinositol metabolic process. Lineage: Eukaryota; Metazoa; Chordata; Mammalia; Primates; Cebidae. The record is from RefSeq and is a predicted model, not a curated record. Gene Ontology annotation, cellular component: cytoplasm. Gene Ontology annotation, molecular function: calcium ion binding; phosphatidylinositol-4,5-bisphosphate phospholipase C activity.